Molecule: messenger RNA, 4182 nt
Organism: Oncorhynchus nerka (sockeye salmon)
Lineage: Eukaryota; Metazoa; Chordata; Actinopteri; Salmoniformes; Salmonidae
Product: glutamine--fructose-6-phosphate aminotransferase [isomerizing] 2-like
Exons: 19
Coding region: 144-2282 (712 amino acids)
Biological process (GO): protein N-linked glycosylation; UDP-N-acetylglucosamine metabolic process; carbohydrate derivative biosynthetic process
Molecular function (GO): carbohydrate derivative binding; L-glutamine:D-fructose-6-phosphate transaminase (isomerizing) activity
Source: RefSeq, a predicted model, not a curated record
AUAUGUCGUUGGAGUGAGAGGUUUUACACAGUCUCAUUUGGAUUUUACACUGAACUAGGCUACAUAGUAUAGUACCAGGGAAAACAACCAGGUACCGACCGUCGCCCUGAACACUAUCCAGUUAGGACAAGAUAAUCAGAACUAUGUGUGGGAUCUUUGCCUACCUGAAUUACUGUGUGCCUCGCACCAGAAAGGAAAUAUUUGAGACAUUGGUGAAGGGACUGCAGAGGUUGGAGUACAGAGGCUACGAUUCAGUAGGCAUCGCUGUGGAUGGUGACAAAAACACGACGACAGAUGGCAUCAACAACAACAACAUCGUUCUCAUUAAGAAGAAUGGCAAAGUCAAGGCCGUGGAUGAAGAGCUCUACAAGAAAGACUGCAUGGAUCUGGAGGUGGAGUUGGACACACACUUUGGCAUGGCUCACACACGCUGGGCCACACACGGAGAACCCAGCGCCCUCAACAGCCACCCCCACCGCUCCGACAAGAACAAUGAGUUUGUUGUCAUCCACAAUGGCAUCAUCACCAACUACAAAGAGUUAAAGAAGUACCUGAACUCCAAGGGCUAUGAGUUUGAGUCAGAAACGGACACAGAGGUCAUCCCUAAACUGAUCAAAUACGUUUACGACAACCGAGAAAGAGAAGACCUGUCCUUCUCUACCCUGGUGGAGAGGGUCAUUCAACAGCUGGAGGGGGCCUUCGCUCUCAUGUUUAAAAGCAGUCAUUUCCCCAGAGAGGCGGUAGCCACCAGGAGAGGAAGUCCUCUGCUCAUUGGUGUGCGGAGCAAGUAUGAGCUGUCUGCAGAGCACAUUCCAAUCCAGUACAACACUGCUCCGUACUACUCUGUCCUGAGGGACUGUGCAGUUAAUCCAGUGGUCCCAGAGGGUCAGAGGGCCGCUGAGCCCAUAUCUAUGUUCAAAGAGGGGGUCCAGGAAAAGAACAGCCAUAACCGGCCAGAUAUUGCCAAUGCUGUGAAUUCUGCUGAAGACGGCAAGGCUGUGGAGUACUACUUUGCUUCUGACGCUAGUGCCAUCAUAGAGCACACCAACAAGGUGAUCUACCUGGAGGAUGAUGACAUAGCAGCGGUUGUAGGGGGGAAGCUGUCCCUCCAUAGGCUGAACCGCCUGGCAGGAGAGGUUCCUGUCCGGGCCAUCCAGACCCUCCAGAUGGAAUUGCAGGAGAUCAUGAAAGGUAACUUUGAGGCAUUCAUGCAAAAGGAGAUCUUUGAACAGCCAGAGUCUGUGUUCAACACCAUGAGGGGGCGGAUCUGCUUCGACACCAACAAAGUGAUCCUGGGGGGAUUGAAGGACCACCUGAAGGAGAUCAAACGCUGCAGACGCCUCAUCAUGAUUGGCUGUGGAACCAGCUUCCAUGCUGCCGUGGCUACCAGACAAGCUCUGGAGGAGCUGACUGAGCUUCCUGUCAUGGUGGAGCUGGCUAGCGACUUCCUAGACCGCAACACGCCCGUCUUCAGAGACGACGUCUGCUUCUACAUCAGCCAAUCAGGUGAGACAGCAGACACCCUGAUGGCUCUGAGGUACUGUAAGGAUAGAGGUGCUCUGACGGUGGGGGUCACCAACACAGUGGGCUCCUCCAUCUCCAGAGACACAGACUGCGGGGUGCACAUCAAUGCUGGUCCAGAGAUCGGUGUGGCCAGUACCAAGGCCUACACCAGCCAGUUUGUGGCUCUCAUCAUGUUUGGUCUGAUGAUGAGUGAGGACAGGAUCUCCCUGCAGACAAGGAGGCUGGAGAUCAUCAAUGGACUCAGGAUACUCCCAGAGUUGAUCAAGAAGGUGUUGACUCUGGAUAAGAACAUCAAGUCAAUUGCAGAUGAGCUAUAUGAGCAGAGGUCUUUGCUGGUCAUGGGCCGAGGCUUCAACUACGCUACCUGUCUAGAGGGGGCACUGAAAAUCAAGGAAAUCCCCUACAUGCAUUCAGAGGGCAUCCUGGCUGGGGAGCUGAAGCACGGUCCUCUGGCUCUGAUUGACAAGCACAUGCCGGUCAUCAUGAUCAUCAUGAGAGACGCCUGCUACACCAAGUGUCAGAACGCACUGCAGCAAGUCACAGCCAGAUCGGGGCGGCCGAUUAUCUUGUGUUGCCAGGAUGACCCAGAGGUGUCUAAGAAUGCUUAUAAGACCAUUGAGCUGCCUCAGACAGUGGACUGUCUCCAGGGCAUCCUCAGUGUCAUCCCUCUGCAACUCUUGUCCUUUCACCUGGCCGUGCUGCGAGGAUACGACGUGGACUGUCCCAGGAGCCUGGCCAAGUCUGUCACAGUGGAGUAGAACCAGACAGACAGGCAGAAGGCUGUAGAGGCCACAUCACUGCCCUGCUGAGGAGAGAGACAGAGGAGGUGAAGCCAUCAAAGUGCGAUUAUGUGUGUAGAUGGUGUUUGUGUGUGUUUUUGGUUUGACCAUCCUUGUGGGGACAAGAAGUUAAACAAGGCAAUUUGGGAUAAGGGGGGACAUUUCGCCGAUCAACACAAGGAAAAAGGCUAUUUUAGGCUUAGGGGUUAGGUUUAGGGUUAGAGUUAGAAUUAAGGUUAGGGGUUAGGGUUAGGUUUAAGGGUUAGGGAAAAUAUCAUUUUGAAUGACAAUCAAUUUUAUGGUACGCACAAGGAUAUUAAAACAAAUGUGUGUGUGUGUGUUUGUGUGCGUGUGUGUGAAUAGAGGGACGUGACAUUUUUAAAGCAGAGAAAUGUGAAGUCCUAUUGACACACUGUUGAGGCGGUGCCAUUGACCUUUUGGGCCUUGUAGAGAGAGAGAUCAAAACUUUGACCAUCUGUCAAAUCAGCAUUAUCUCCAAUAAUGCCUCCAAAGCAAGAUCCUUUCACUAUACAGUCCUGUGCACACUGUGCCUUGUACCAAAUGUGUGCCUUGUCCACAAACAGUUGAGCCAAAAAUACAUAUUGUAGGAGUAAUGCAUUUAGUUGGUGUAUUGAAGCACUUACAAUUGUGCAAUAUGGGAGGCAUUGUGAAUGUUUCCAAUAAUAUUAUCGUUGUUAAAUGGGUUCUCUGUCCCGUGGAAGUUUAUUAGCUUUGCAUCUUGGGGAGUGUAGGCUAUUCCAUAGCAUUCUGUUAUUUAGCAGAGCCAAUAGCUAGAAUAUUGUAGGGAACUAUUCUGAAAAGCUCUAUGUAGGCUAUUGGGACAUAACACUUGUGAUGUAGGGCCUACACACAUUGCUUUGGUGUACUGUACACAAAAAUGCAUUCCUUGUAGUCCCAUAAUCAAGGGGCACUUUUUUUUAAUCACUCCUUUGUCAGAGUGAAUCUAAUAUGGUUUUAAUCAUGAGAGUAUUACUGUUCAUAAUCUACACUCCAAUCUGUUGAAAAGGGCCCGGGUUAUACUGCUACAGUCUUGUAAGAUACUAUAAGAAUUAUACUUCCUUUCAUUCACUACCCUUUCAUGAAUCAUCAUUCUCUGUUUAGUCAUUGUAUGGCGUUCACCAUUGCAAUCAUAUUAUGUUGUCUGUCAUGCAGCAUUGUGAGCGACAUCUCUGCCCUAUUCUACGAAGACUGUUUGGGUUCCAUUGGCUUAUUUAUGGAUGAAGACCAAUUGGUUGCACUUACUUUUAUAGUGGAUUUAAUCUCCCAGAGUGUAAUCCACAACGGCCAUAUUGACAUGCCCUAACUCUUGUUCUCGAAAAUGUGAGGCAUUUCGCUUCACAUCUCAAUAUAAGACUGAUAUGCAUAAAGCGAUAUGGAUUGUAGUUUUGUACUGUAAAGGGUAAACAUGUUACAUUGAGAUGUACUGUAGUUAAUGUAUUUAUCUGUUUUUUUAUGGGGGUUAAAGAAAGUUGGGCUGGUUUAUCACAAACUAUGAUUGUAUUUUAUAAUAUACACUACCGUUCAAAAGUUUGGGGUCACUUAGAAAUGUCCUUGUUUUUGAAAGAAAGCAAAAAAAAAUGUCCAUUAAAAUAACAUCAAAUUGAUCGGAAAUACAGUGUAGACAUUGUUAAUAUUGCAAAUGACUAUUUUAGCUGGAAAAGGCCGAUUGUUAAUGGAAUAUUUACGCCCAUUAUCAGCAACCAUCACUCCUGUGUUCCAAUGGCACAUUGUGUUAGCUAAUCCAAGUUUAUCAUUUUAAAAGGCUAAUUGAUCAUUAGAAAACCCUUUUGCAAUUAUGUUAGCACAGCUGAAAACUGUUGUUCUGAUUAAAGAAGCAAUAAACUGGCCUUCUUUUGGA